AUGGUGGCUCGAAAGAAAGGAGCGACUGAACUCGGAUACGAAGAUCCGGUCAUUGCCCAGGGAAAAUGGCGGUUGUUUUAUCCGAAGAUAAGAGAAGAAGACCCGCUCUACCUGGAUCCGCCCGUCAAAGAAAGUAUAAUGGGUCCGGCAGGAGUCGACACUUCUUUGAAGACGGAGUCGUAUUACCGUGAACGUCCAACAAAUAUGUCUAUGGAAGAAUGGCGAAAGCAGCUUUACUUUCAGACACCAACCAUACAACAUAUUUAUAAGCACUGGGACAUAUCCCCAGAACAUCCUGGUCUGAUAUUUCGCCCGUACAUUUACGGUCCUGAGGGUCCCGCUCGUGUUUUUAGCAACUGCUUCUGUUCGCCCGCGCAUAUUAGAAAUUAUCUAGCCUCGUAUCGCAUUUUUAACUGGUCGUUUUUCAACGGGGCCUUUGGUGAAAACUGUAUCGAGAAGACGGUGGCCAUUGCAAAGUCGGCAGCCCUGCUUUGGGCUCCGUUGUGUUUCUUUCAUUACGCAUUUGUGGACCCUCCAACGCUUCCACUUGAUUACAAGAAAUUCCUGAUGAAUUAUCCGAAAACUUUCGCUACACCAACCAUAAGUGCCGCUGUGUGGGCUGGUCUGUCAUGCGUUGUUUGCCGGUACCGAAAAAAGGACGACUGGAUUAAUAUGUUCAUCGGUGGAAUCGGCGCAGGUCUCAUCGUUUAUACCAAAUGUAAGUGCGUAGUCAGAAUAUGGUACGGUUUCAAGCGAGGGGUUUUUUACGGAGGUUUAGCCGCAUUUGGCAGUGCUGCGUGGCGAUGUCUUCUCGACUAUGAAGGCAGUGUUUUGGGUUACGUACCGAGAAAACAGUGCUUUUACGACGAAGACCCUCUAGCCUAUAAAUGGUGGACUAUGGAGACCAACAUUAAAAAUGUUCCCGCUGUUCGCGACUGGUAG
Molecule: messenger RNA, 942 nt
Organism: Soboliphyme baturini
Lineage: Eukaryota; Metazoa; Nematoda; Enoplea; Dioctophymatida; Soboliphymatidae
Source: the annotation of a GenBank genome assembly